AUGGAAAAUAAAGGCAAUAAUUAUAUAAUAAUGCAACAACCGGCUACAUGGAAUAUAAUCUUAUAUUUACUUGGUAUAACAGCAACCCUUGCUACUUAUACGGAUACAUGUGCAUUGUGGGUUAAAACUGAAAUGAAUUCUUUUUCAACUACAACUCUAUCAGUAACACCAGUUGUUGAACUAGCAAAAAACGAAGAUAACAAUCCACCAAUAUCAAUAAUAACAGGAACAAUUCUUGAUAUUAUGACAAUAUAUCAGUCAAUUGAAAUGAUAAAAACUACUGUAGCUGAUCAUAAUAAUCUUUUAAAAAUCAAAACAAAAAUAAAUGUCGAAGCUAAAAAAUGUCGUCCUUUUCCACAUAUAUUUCAUGUAACAUAUUCAACAACUGUUGCUUCACCAACAAUUUAUUAA
This is a messenger RNA of Rotaria sordida, 411 nucleotides long. The record is from the annotation of a GenBank genome assembly. NCBI's taxonomy places the organism in Eukaryota, Metazoa, Rotifera, Eurotatoria, Philodinida, Philodinidae.